This is a messenger RNA of Knipowitschia caucasica, 948 nucleotides long. The record is from the annotation of a GenBank genome assembly. NCBI's taxonomy places the organism in Eukaryota, Metazoa, Chordata, Actinopteri, Gobiiformes, Gobiidae.
AUGGAUUCGACAACAACGCUCAGUCUAACAAAUAGCACUGAGUCGUACCAUCCAGCGGCGGGACCUUGGAGCUUGGUGGUGAUAGUACUGAUCAUCCCGACCAUCGUGGUGGGAAACCUACUGGUCAUCAUCGCAGUGGCACGUACCUCACAGCUGCAGACCACCACCAACAUCUUCAUCAUGUCCCUGGCCUGUGCCGACCUCAUCAUGGGGGUUUUUGUGGUUCCCCUGGGGGCCACUAUUGUUGUGACUGGGAACUGGCAGCUCACCAAACGGCAGGUACAGCUCAUAGACAAGAACAGAGUGCGUUUCCAGCAUGAGCGUUCAAGACAUUUACAGGUGGGAGUACAAAUAACUAACACUGAGCCAUCUACAUGCCCAGGAUAUAGUGCCUGCAACACCAAAAAUAGAAGAAUCUCCAAACGCAGGCCAUCUCGGCUCAUCCUUGUGAAGGAGCACAAGGCGCUCAAGACUUUAGGGAUCAUCAUGGGGACUUUCACACUCUGCUGGCUGCCCUUCUUUGUGGCCAACAUCAUCAAUGUAUUUUACCGGGGCAUCCCAGACUGGAUCUUCAGACUUCUGAACUGGUUUGGAUACAUAAACUCAGGUCUCAACCCCAUUAUUUACUGUAGGAGCCCAGAAUUUCGAUCGGCUUUUAAGAAUUUGUUGGGCUGCCCCUGGCUGUCCACAUUAUGGCUCAACUCUUUGUACAAAGAACUUCAGACUCGCUGCCCCUGUUUUCUUUGGGGGGCAGACACAGGCAAUUCUCGCACUUUCCAAAAACCUCAGAAUAGGACGACAGAGGCCACCGAGAGCCUACCCAGCACACUGGAUAGCAACCGCAGUGAGGAGGCACCUGAUCCACUCAAGUCCAAUGGGAAUGCACAGUUUAGUGAGAUGUCAGAGCCAGGAUCCUCAUGCUUUACUUUACAAGAUAAAGAUGGAUGA